Macroventuria anomochaeta is the source of this 1806-nucleotide messenger RNA. RefSeq lists its product as uncharacterized. The transcript has 3 exons. Bases 1 to 1806 code for a protein of 601 amino acids. The record is from RefSeq and is a predicted model, not a curated record. Gene Ontology annotation, molecular function: cobalt ion transmembrane transporter activity; cobalt ion binding; magnesium ion binding. NCBI's taxonomy places the organism in Eukaryota, Fungi, Ascomycota, Dothideomycetes, Pleosporales, Didymellaceae.
AUGGCGACUCCACUCCGCCCAGCGUCUCCUGCAGAGGAUCUGCCGCAAUACUACCAGGACUUGGGCGAUACUGACAUCACAGACUGCUUCCGGAACUUCGAUCUCGAGAAGAAUUUCGACCUCUUCGAUCGGCAGACGCGGAACCCAAAGACCGCCAACUUUUGCUUGGAUUUUGGUGAGGAGGAGGCGUUCUGUGCCUUCGAUCUUGCUUCAUUCUCGUACUCAUGUCUUUUGAAAUCACCACGGCCUCCACAUCUUCAUACGAGAUGGAUCAACAUCUGGCAGCCAUACAAUCAAAAGGAUACGCUCCGCCUGGUCGGUCAACACUACGAUUUCUCACCGCGCUUGCUAGGUAUGAUGUGUAGUGAUCCCGUACCUGCCCGCUCUGGAGCUUCAAGCAUGGACAAGAGCGUCUCUACACUCCGGUCUCGAUUGUCUCAUCGCUCCAAGUAUUCGAACUCAGGCAGCGAAAGGUCAAAGUCGGAAUCAAACAAGGACACCAUGGAUUCAGAAGAGAGUGUUGGGAUGACAGAACUGAUGCACUCGACACAACUAGAGAUGGUGCGCGAUCUUACCCAUUACCAGAUCGUUGAGGAUGUUUGGCAUUGGUCCACGGUAGACUGGGGUCGUCGAUACCUUUGCCUAGGCUAUAACACACUUCACAACGUGCGCAACAAGCAAACGCAUCACAGCCGCCAUCACGCACACCGACUCGACCGCGAUCAAGAUAUACCGCAUGGCAAGCGAGUGUGGAACUGGCUUCUUCUGUGCGAAGACAAGACGGUGAUCUCUAUCUCUGAGGAUCCGUUUCCUUUCGCGAACGGCGAGGUGCACGGAUGGGAUUUAAGGAUGCUAUACACUGUCCGACGAAAUUUGGUCAGCGUGUUUCGACAACUGACCAAGGCGCCAACGCCUCUAGCAGACGCUGCUCUUACUCAGCUACCAAUCCGCCAUCGCAUCGGUCACAGUGAAGAAGAGACAGCCCAUCGACCAACCGAUACACCUGGUUUGCUAUUCUACUACCUGUUCGAAGAUUGGGGAACUACCUUUAGCCUCAUAUCACGUAGUGAAGAAGGCUACUCCGCGGAACUGGAUCGUCUUCGUAAGGAGAUGCUGGUCAAGGCAGACUUGACCCACGUCGAUCAACUGCACCAUAUCGGAUGUCAACUUGCAGUGCUGCGGCGUGUCUAUCACAGCUACUCAUUACUCAUCGAGCGCAUCCUGGAGAGACGAGAAGCUACACUAGCAUCGCUGAAGAAUUCACACGUCAUCUCUAGCGCGGAAUCGAUGAUAUCGUCAGUGCACGGCACGGAUUCCCCAAACCCACUGCUACCGGAACUCGCCAGUUCACUUGGUGUCUCAAUCAGUUCGGCUGCUAGGGUACGUUUCGAAAGGCUCAAAGACCGCAUUACUCUCUAUGCUUUGAGCGAGAUUCAGGAGUGCAUCGACCAGAAGGAUUCUUUAGUGAUGAUGAACUUCAACCUUAUCGCUAUCAAGGAGUCAUUCAGUGUGGAACGACUGACGUGGGUCACGCUCGUUCUGGCGCAGAUCACCAUUCUCUUCACGCCUGUGACUCUGAUGACUGGCUACUUCAGCAUCCAGUUCAAAAACACCGAGUUUGAGGUCAAGAGUUACUGGUGGGCUUUUGCUAUCACCUUGGGCCUCUCGCUACUGAUGCUGUUCUUGUUCAGCUUCUUCAGUGGCACUCUGAACGGACACAUCAUCAAGAAGAGCUGGAGCCGAAUGAUGGUUGACAUCAGCAAGCGAUGGUGGGCGCAUCGUAAAAAGAGGGGCAAGAUGCUGUAG